AAUAAGCCCGCCACGGGCGUGCCUUUAGGCAUGUGCAGAGUGCUAGAGAAGGUCACGGGGAAUACAAGCUUCCGCCACGGCGACUAUUUUUGCCAGUCGAACGUGAUCAAAGUAUGAUAAAUUUUGUACAGCGACCAGCCACAAAUCCGUUGAACGCCACGUGUUUGGAUCAAGUGAUCUGCCGUUGGGAGCUUUACUGGUAGACUCUUUCAGGGAGAGAAUCACAAGUGAAGCUGAGGAUCUAGUGGCAAACUUUUUUCCAAAGAAGCUUUUAGAACUUGAUGGGUUCCUUAAAGAUCCCAUUCUGAACAUUCAUGAUCUUACACAAAUCCACUCAGAUAUGAACCUUCCUGUUCCGGACCCAAUUCUGCUGACAAACAGUCAUGAUGGACUGGAUGGGUCCAAUAUGAAAAAGCGAAAAUUGGAAGACUGUGAAGAGACCUUCCAAGGUACCAAAGUCUUUGUCAUGCCUAAUGGUAUGCUGAAGAGCAACCAGCAGCUGGUGGACAUCAUUGAAAAAGUAAAACCAGAGAUUCGGCUGCUGAUUGAGAAAUGCAAUACAGUCAAAAUGUGGGUACAACUGCUGAUUCCCAGGAUAGAGGAUGGAAACAACUUUGGUGUUUCUAUUCAGGAAGAGACUGUAGCAGAGCUUCGAACUGUGGAAAGUGAGGCAGCUUCAUAUUUAGAUCAGAUCUCUAGAUACUACAUCACACGAGCAAAGUUGGUUUCUAAAAUAGCAAAAUAUCCUCAUGUGGAAGAUUACCGCCGCACAGUGACUGAAAUGGAUGAAAAAGAAUACAUCAGUCUCCGACUCAUCAUUUCAGAGCUCAGAAAUCAAUAUGUGACUCUGCAUGACAUGAUUCUAAAGAAUAUUGAGAAGAUCAAGCGACCCCGGAGCAGCAAUGCGGAGACCCUCUACUGAUCUGGCUGCAUUCUGAAUUUAUGAACUUUUCAGUAGGCUCAAGACAGUCCUUGCCUCAGUUUAUGUGACUAUCAAGAUGGGGAAGCUGGCUGGAAACAGUCCUCACCAUACUUUUAGUUAAACGUCUAAAGAAACUCUCUCCUAGUCCUUUUCUGGUUGGUUUUUUUUUUAAAUUGGAUCUUUGAAUUUCUCCCUUUUCCUACCAUGUCUUUGAGAUAUAGAAGGCUAGAACAGAAGAUCUCCUAUAUUGGUAGGAAUGGGAGAUUUGCCAAGCUGUUCCCGGUAAGGAUCCUGAGAUCAGCCCUAAAUAAUCCAGGUCUAGCAUCCCUGAGAAACUCCUUUCUAGAUAGGUUGUCCCUGCCAAAAGCAUUGUCGACUUCUACUCAGAGCUGAUGAUUCUGGUCAUAAGCUUCAUUCAAUCUUUUCAUUGAAACUCAGUGUUUCAUCUCAACAUGGCUUGCCCUUAUCUAACUUGUCCUAUCAUGCAAAUUCUAAUAGUUCUAAUGCCAUUAUAAAUUUCUCUUUUCUACACGUACAUGAAUACACACACACACCCCUUCCAGAAAUUUAUGAUAAAGUAAAUCUAAUCUUGGCUAACAAGGAACUCUAGCACAGCAUCUGAGUGCAGUGGGCAUUCUCACACUUUUUUUCUUGGAGCAAGGCAAACCUGUUAGACGGUUUAGUAAAAUUGGUCUGCCUAAUUUCAGCAUGAAUGAUCAAGCUCAGAAGACCUGAAGUACAUUUCAUCUUAAUCCUUUUUUCUUUCCGACUCUACUUAAAUUAGCCUAGCACUUGUUUCUGAAGAUCUUGCCUCACUUUCAGGAAAUGCUCAAAGUGUUCUAGGUGUCCUAUUAGGUCUGAAUAAGUCCUGUUGGCUUCUUCCACUUUUCUCGUUUCUGAUUUUCAUGAAAACAGAAAGGGGAUGCUAUCUAUCUGGGAUGCUGCAGUUUCUUUUCAGAUUUACUAUUUAUCUUUAUAUCCAUCUAGUGCUGUAGUCUUGUUAGUGGUGUUAGAUUUGUUAAAAAAUAGACAACAGCAACAGUGGCAGGAUGAAUGAAGUUUGUUGGCUCCUUUCCCUGCUUGUUUUAAAGAGGUCUUUUCUCUGCCAUCUCUCAAGGGCACAGGAGUUUCAUUGACCUGAACUCAUUGCAAAUGCCUCUGCAUCACUGUCAUUUGUAGCUGGACAAGCCAUACCUUACCCAGGUAAAAAUUCACAUAACAAUUGUCCUCACUAGCUGCUCCUGAGAGUAGCCUUCCCUGCUUUUGUUUCCUUGUAUCAGCUGCUUUGUUGGAUUGUUUAUAUUUCCUUGCUGCAUUGAACCUAUGUAUGACUUCUAUUAUGCCGACAAAUUAAAAGUAACAGGAACUUUGAAUUUAUCUUUAAUCAUCCUCAUAGGUACCACUGCAUUGGUAACCAAGAUUUCUGUCUGUAUUCGUUUAAUUUUUGCUAUUUUAUCAUUCUUGAUCUCAGCCCUAUUAGUGAGAAGGAGCUAUAAAUUUUAGUUCAAAGUUUAUUCCCAAGUUUGUUCUCUGAUAUUUUAGAAAGUUAUGGGGUAAAAUGAAAAACCUCUAUACUAGUAGUUCUAAGCUUUAUCAGUGAUGAUGAUGGGGCAUGAAAUAAGCCCCUUUUCGGAUCUUCUUCCUGAGGCUAAUAUUUUGCCCCAUAUCUUUAUGGUGGUAUUUACUUUUUCUGUCUCCUGGAUGAAACUUGAAGGCAUCCUCACAGUUCUUUUGUAGUAUACAUUGAAAUCCAGUUGGCUUCCAAGCUGAAUGAAUAUUGAUAAUUCAGAAUGGGCUUAAUCAGGAGUUAACUGCUUGUAAUUCCUGGUCUCAUUUCAUGCAGCUUGACAUUGAAAGCCUUUUGCAAUCAAUCAGUUUAUUUCUCUAGCAAAAACAAUGCAUCCUUGAUCUGUGUCUUCUUUGUAAGGGGGGAAAGAGAGAAUACGGAUUAAGUAAAGGGGUGAAAGGGGAGGAUUCUGGAAAGAAUAAGCUCAAUGUAAUUUCUUCUGGGUCAUUUGCUUUAGCUCUGUCCAUCUUGGCAUGUGAUGCAGCCCUAGACCGAUUACUUCUAGAGGAACAUGGCCUUCCACAGAAACAAAGAAAGAAAAUAUGAUUGCCUCCCUCUAUGUUAUGAUGGUCAAGAAACCACAAGAAACAGAAUUUCAUCAUAAGGGGAGAGGAGCAAAGCCUCAGAUACAUAUAUUGCAAUCUUUAUGUGUGAAUUGAUAGUGUUGGUUAGUAAUGAAUAGUGCCAGAGUGUGUUUUCUUAAAUAAAACAUGUAUCUCUCU
Messenger RNA from Notechis scutatus (mainland tiger snake), 3211 nucleotides. RefSeq names its product proteasome activator subunit 3 (gene PSME3). Gene Ontology annotation, cellular component: proteasome activator complex; nucleoplasm; cytoplasm. Gene Ontology annotation, biological process: positive regulation of endopeptidase activity; regulation of proteasomal protein catabolic process; regulation of G1/S transition of mitotic cell cycle. Lineage: Eukaryota; Metazoa; Chordata; Lepidosauria; Squamata; Elapidae. Gene Ontology annotation, molecular function: endopeptidase activator activity. The record is from RefSeq and is a predicted model, not a curated record.